UGAUGGGUCCUUGUUUUGUUGAGGGGAAGGAACAGCUGAAGAAGAGAGCUGUAGGUUCUGUUGAUGGAACCCAGGAGCCUGCAAGGAGGGAAAAAGCAUGCCAGAAGGGCAAUCCUCAACUUCAACGCAAGGUCCAUGCAUUUCUCAGAUGCGAUAAAGGAGUUAAAGUAUCUAUUGCUCAGGAAUUGGGCAGAGAAAAUUUAGGUAGCAAAAAUGCUACUGAGUUGAGUGCUGAAGUUAAAAUAGCUCAGGAAUCUCUUAAAUCAAGUUUUUUGGAGCUACAGGCUUGUGUCAAGGAUCCUCUUCCUGAGGCAUUGAAUAUAUUUGAUAUUGGAUCUAAACUUGCACAGAAAGGUACGAAUCAAGAACAACCUAUUCAAAACAAGGGUGGGGAUGUAGAUGUAUCCAGCUCAAAUACAUGCAGGGAUAUUGUUCUUUUCCAAACUAAAGAUGUUGAUCACAAGAAGUCUUCUAUUCAACGUCCCAAUUUAAUAGUUAUGAGGUUUCUAAUUGGGCCGAAAAAUAAAAUAAAAUGUUGCAAGUCCAAGUGUGAAUUUAUUUCUCAAUUCAGCAUUGAUUCAAAAAUAUUUAAAGAUGUAUGGCUGAAUUGUUGUGAUGUUAAUUGGGCCAGAACUCAAACAUUAUCAUAA
Arachis stenosperma is the source of this 650-nucleotide messenger RNA. RefSeq lists its product as uncharacterized. NCBI's taxonomy places the organism in Eukaryota, Viridiplantae, Streptophyta, Magnoliopsida, Fabales, Fabaceae. The record is from RefSeq and is a predicted model, not a curated record. The coding region runs from base 3 to 650 and encodes 215 amino acids. The transcript is spliced from 3 exons.